CGGGCUGGCUCCGCGGUAGCUGCGGCCGGGUGGGCUGGCACGCUGAGGGCAGGCGCACCGGCAUCAGGUGGGCGGGGUGCGGGCCGUCGGCGGGCGGGGGCUGCCGGGCUGCGCUCGGGCCGGGCGCGGCCAGCCGUCGGGCGCGCCAUGGACUUCAACAUGAAGAAGCUGGCGUCCGACGCGGGCAUCUUCUUCACUCGGGCGGUGCAGUUCACAGAGGAGAAAUUCGGCCAGGCCGAGAAGACCGAGCUUGAUGCCCACUUUGAAAACCUGCUGGCCCGGGCGGACAGCACCAAGAACUGGACAGAGAAAAUCCUGCGGCAGACAGAGGUGCUGCUGCAGCCCAACCCCAGUGCCCGAGUGGAGGAGUUCCUGUAUGAGAAGCUGGACAGGAAGGUGCCCUCCAGAGUCACCGGUGGGGAGCUGCUGGCUCAGUACAUGGCAGAGGCAGCCAGUGAGCUGGGCCCCACCACCCCCUACGGGAAAACACUGAUCAAGGUGGCAGAAGCAGAAAAGCGCCUAGGAGCUGCAGAGAGGGAUUUUAUCCACACAGCCUCCAUCAACUUCCUCACGCCCCUGCGCAACUUCCUGGAAGGGGACUGGAAGACAAUUUCGAAAGAGAGGCGGCUCCUUCAAAACCGGCGCCUGGACUUGGAUGCCUGCAAAGCACGGCUGAAGAAGGCCAAGGCUGCAGAAGCUAAAGCCACGUGUGAGGGAGAUACGGUGCCUGACUUUCAGGAGACUAGACCUCGUAAUUACAUUCUCUCGGCCAGCGCCUCCGCGACUCUGGAUGACACUUCCUGCCCCCCUUCCUGGGCCUCGUGGAAGGAGGAUUAUCCCGGAGGGUGGAGCCUGCCCUGUAUUUUUCUUUUGCCACUGAACCCCAGUGUGACUCAGGCCCGAGGCUGCCUUUCUCUGCCGAAGGACAGAAAGCUCUGGAAUGAUGAGGUGGACAAGGCUGAGCAGGAGCUCCGAGUGGCUCAGACAGAGUUUGACCGGCAGGCAGAAGUGACCCGUCUCCUACUGGAGGGCAUCAGUAGCACUCACGUGAACCACCUCCGCUGCCUCCACGAGUUCGUGGAGUCUCAGACAACUUACUAUGCGCAGUGCUACCGCCACAUGCUGGACUUGCAGAAACAGUUGGGCAGCUCCCAGGGAGCCAUAUUUCCAGGCACCUUUGUGGGCACCACGGAGCCCGCCUCCCCACCCCUCAGCAGCACGUCACCCACCACCACCGCAGCCACAAUGCCUAUGGGACCCUCUGUGGCUGGCCUGGCCCCUCCAGCAGAGGCGGCUCUCUGCCUGGAAGAGGUGGCCCCACCUUCCAGCGGAACCCGGAAGGCCCGGGUUCUCUACGACUACGAGGCGGCCGAUAGCAGUGAGCUGGCCCUGCUGGCUGAUGAGCUCAUCACUGUCUACAGCCUGCCUGGCAUGGACCCCGACUGGCUCAUUGGCGAGAGAGGCAACAGGAAGGGCAAGGUCCCUGUCACCUACUUGGAGCUGCUCAGCUAAGCAGACGCCCCCCCAAGCUCUUGCCCAUUCUGUCCCAGGCAUGAGAAGAUGGGCACAGUGCUGCCAUUUGCUGGCGACCCAGCUGCUCAGGGUGGGGAGACACCCCAUUGUCCUUGCCCAAGUCGUCCAGCUGUGCUGGGACCCUACUGGCUGAAUAGUCCCAGCCCCUCCCCAAGCCCAGCCCUGCUUCUGACCUGGUUCCUGAGCAUCCAACCCUGCCACCUGUGCCCCGAGCACCCCGGUGCUCCCAGCCCCUGCUAAGGCCCAAGUCGGGGUCCGCGCAGAUGGUCCAAGGGAACCCUGUGGUCCACACUUGUCGAGGGAGCGCUUGCCUUCUAGUUGCCAAAAGCAGCCGAGGGGGAAGGCAGCAGGUGUGCGGCAGGCCCCAGAGACUGGCUGCUGUGCCCUCUGUACGACCUGGAGCGGAGGGGAGCCUGGCCAGAGGCACGGCUGGGCCCCAGAGCAGCAUCUCCCAGGUGCUACCCUCCCCUCCCACAAGCCAGGUAUGGCGGCUGCUGCCUGCCCCUCUCCACAUGCACUUUUUAAUGGGUCUUUUUACUCUGCCUGUCUGCUUGCUGUCUAGCCAGUGAUAAAUAAUAAACCAUCCUCCGUGUG
Molecule: messenger RNA, 2127 nt
Organism: Manis javanica (Malayan pangolin)
Lineage: Eukaryota; Metazoa; Chordata; Mammalia; Pholidota; Manidae
Source: RefSeq, a predicted model, not a curated record